Dendrobium catenatum is the source of this 1398-nucleotide messenger RNA. RefSeq names its product very-long-chain enoyl-CoA reductase. Gene Ontology annotation, biological process: very long-chain fatty acid biosynthetic process. Gene Ontology annotation, molecular function: oxidoreductase activity, acting on the CH-CH group of donors. The coding region runs from base 240 to 1172 and encodes 310 amino acids. The transcript has 4 exons. NCBI's taxonomy places the organism in Eukaryota, Viridiplantae, Streptophyta, Magnoliopsida, Asparagales, Orchidaceae. The record is from RefSeq and is a predicted model, not a curated record.
CUGGUGUUAGCUCGCCUACCUCCCCAACUAUAAGCCAUAACUUUCCAACUUGCGAUCAGGAAAGCUUAGGCCAUAUCGCCAUUAAAAUCUAUAUUAAAUAUGGAGAUUCACGGCGAGAACAGCACUGAAUAAUUAAUGAUAUCUUAAUCCUCCACUGUUCCAUAUCUUGAGAAGCGCGCCUGGAUCGAAAGGUGUUCGAUCUGUUGAACGAGGUAGCCUCUGCUUCAGAUCCAGUCGAGAUGAAGGUCACCGUCGUUUCUCGCAGCGGAAGAGAGAUCAUUAAGGGUGGAAUAGAGCUCGAUGCUUCGGCGACCGUGAGCGAUCUGCAGCGGGCGAUUCACUCACGGAUCAAAAAGCUUUAUCCUGCUAGGCAGCGUCUUACUCUCCCUUUACCGCCUGGAGAACGCAGAAAACCAGUUGUACUCAGUUCUGCAAAGAACCUUUCAGAUUAUUCUGAUGGAAAUGCAAAAAGUUUGACAAUUAUUUUCAAGGAUUUGGGUCCACAAGUGUCAUAUAGAACACUCUUCUUUUUUGAAUACUUGGGCCCUCUAGUCAUCUAUCCAAUCUUUUACUUCUUCCCAGUUUAUAAAUAUUUUGGUUAUGAGGAAAAGCGAGUGGUCCAUCCUGUUCAAACUUAUGCCAUGUAUUACUGGUGCUUCCAUUACUUCAAACGGAUCAUGGAGACUUUCUUUGUCCAUAGAUUCAGCCAUGCUACUUCGCCCCUCUCCAACGUGUUCAGAAACUGUGCCUAUUACUGGUCUUUUGGGACAUACAUUGCUUACUAUGUUAACCACCCACUUUACACUCCUGUGAAUGAAUUGCAGUGGAAGAUUGGUUUUGGUUUUGGCUUACUCUGCCAAGUCUCAAACUUUUACUGCCAUAUUAUUUUGAAGAAUCUCAGAAGUCCUGAUGGCAGCGGAGGUUAUCAAAUCCCUCGUGGCUUCUUGUUUAACAUCGUCACAUGUGCAAACUACACUACGGAGAUCUACCAGUGGAUUGGAUUUAAUAUUGCUACUCAAACGGUGGCUGGUUACUUGUUUCUUUUAGCUGCUUUCGUUAUUAUGUCUAAUUGGGCCUUGGGAAAACACCGCAGGUUGAAGAAGUUGUUUGAUGGAAAGGAAGGAAGACCAAAGUAUCCACGGCGAUGGGUGAUACUUCCUCCAUUUUUCUAGGUGGGCUUCUCGGUUGGUUAUGUCCUUCACUUUUCUAAGAAAUUUGUGUCAGUUGCUCAGUCGCUUUCUAUUUGGAAGAACGUCCAUCUUUUUAUUUUUAUUCUUAUUCUUAUUUUGUUUUCAUUAUUAUGUAUUUUAGCAGGUCUGAUAUUGCAAAUUAUGAUUGUAAAAUGAAUCAUUUAGCUGGGAUGUUAUGUCUAUUUAAAAGAACCUUCGUUCUUUGUAA